AACAUCGGAAAUGUUGCAGUUGAUUCAAAUGAAUGGAUCCUUGCCUUUUUGUGCUAUUUCUUUCUUUCUGUUCUUUGUCUCAUUCCAAUUUUUCUUUAAUUUUUCCCAACAAUUUACACGUGAACAAUCCGGACGAGAAUAUAUAUCAAGGACAGAUUCACCGCGUUAGAAGUCAGAGGACACUGUGUUUGUCUGCUACCUUUUUUUGUCUUUUUCAUUCAUUUGACGGUUGAUGUAAUCUGCGUUUGUUUCGAUAAGUAAUAUACGUGAUCAGGAAUCAAAAGGAGAAUCGAAGAUGGGUUCGUUGAAGGAACAAGAAGUGGGGAAGCUGGAAGAGGAGGCAGUCUUGUACGUCAAUGGAGUUCGCAAAGUGUUGCGUGAUGGACUUGCCCACUUGACUCUUCUCGAGUAUCUUAGAGACAUCGGCUUGACUGGGACAAAGCUUGGAUGUGGUGAAGGUGGUUGUGGGGCUUGCACUGUGAUGGUGUCUCAGUAUGAUAGAAGUUUGAAGAAAUGUGUGCAUUAUGCUGUGAAUGCAUGCUUGGCUCCACUGUAUUCCUUUGAAGGGAUGCAUGUGAUCACAGUGGAGGGACUUGGAAACCAUAAACGAGGCUUGCACCCAAUACAAGAAUCUAUGGCUCUUUCUCAUGGCUCCCAAUGUGGAUUUUGCACCCCUGGUUUCAUUAUGUCAAUGUAUGCACUUUUAAGAUCUAGCCAAACGCCUCCCAGUGAAGAGCAAAUUGAAGAAUGCCUUGCAGGAAACUUGUGUCGAUGCACCGGUUAUAGACCAAUUGUUGAUGCAUUUCGAGUUUUUGCCAAGACGGAUAAUGUCCUAUAUACCAAUACGUCCUCACUAGAUUCUCGAGGAGGUGACUUUAUCUGCCCUUCUACUGGUAAGCCAUGUUCAUGUGGAUCAAAAACUCUUAAUGAUACAAACACCUGUGAAGGACGUAAUGCUGGUGGCAACAGAUAUGAACCUGUCUCCUACAGUGAGAUAGAUGGAAGCAAGUAUACAGAAAAAGAGCUUAUUUUUCCUCCCGAGCUCUUGUUAAGAAAAUUGACGCCCUUAAAUUUGAAUGGAUUUGGGGGGCUUAAGUGGUUUCGACCCUUAAAGCUUGAACAUGUGCUGGAGUUAAAAGAGAAAUACCCAGAUGCUAAGUUUUUAGUGGGUAAUACCGAGGUUGGAAUUGAAAUGAGGUUAAAGAGAAUCCAGUACAAGGCUUUGGUCUCUGUUACACGUGUACCUGAACUCAAUAUCCUGAAAGUCAAUGAUGAUGGCAUAGAGAUAGGUGCUGCAAUAAGACUAACUGAACUUCUACAGAUUUUCAGAAAGGCAGUAAUUGAGCGUGCUGCUCAUGAAACAUCAUCUUGUAAGGCCUUCAUUGAACAACUAAAGUGGUUUGCUGGGACGCAGAUAAAAAAUGUUGCAUCUAUUGGAGGAAAUAUAUGUACAGCCAGUCCAAUAUCCGACUUGAACCCACUGUGGAUGGCUUCAAGAGCGAUGUUUCGAAUCAUCGAUUGCAAAGGGAAUAUUAGAACAACUCUGGCGGAGAAUUUCUUUCUGGGCUAUCGUAAGGUGGAUUUGUCUAGUAAUGAAAUUUUACUCUCGGUUUUAUUACCCUGGACUAGGCCUCUUGAGUAUGUGAAAGAAUUUAAGCAGGCUCAUCGUAGGGAUGAUGACAUUGCAAUUGUAAAUGCUGGAAUGCGUGUUUGUCUCGAAGAAAAGGGGGAUGCAUUGGUUGUUUCAGAUGCAUCAAUUGUCUAUGGUGGGGUAGCUCCUCUGUCGUUGUCAGCAAGAAAAGUAAAAGAAUUUCUGAUUGGGAAAAAUUGGGGCCAGGAACUAUUGCGGGGUUCUUUGAAAGUCUUACAAGCGGACAUCUUCCUUCACGAAGAUGCUCCUGGAGGAAUGGUUGAGUUCAGGAAAUCCUUAACACUUAGCUUCUUCUUCAAGUUUUUCCUAUGGGUUUCGCACCACAUGAAUGACAAGAAACCCAUCAAGGGAAGUCUACCUUUGACUCAUUUGUCGGCUGUUGAACCAUUCCACAGACCAUCAGUUAUAGGAAGUCAGGACUAUGAAAUCAUGAAACAUGGAACAUCUGUUGGCUCUCCUGAGGUUCAUCUCUCAUCAAGACUUCAGGUUACAGGUGAAGCCGAUUAUGCUGAUGACAUUGCAAUGCCUCCUAAUGGGUUGAAUGCUGCAUUGGUAUUGAGCAGAAAACCUCAUGCCCGAAUACUUUCAAUAGAUUAUUCAGCAGCCGAAUCUUCACCUGGGUUUGCGGGUAUAUUUCUUGCCAAAGAUGUACCAGGAGAUAAUCAUAUCGGAGCUGUUAUUGCCGAUGAGGAACUAUUUGCUUCACAGAUUGUCACUUGUGUAGGUCAGGUCUUAGGGGUGGUUGUUGCUGAUACACAUGAAAAUGCAAAAUUAGCAGCGAGAAAAGUCCAUGUUGAGUAUGAAGAGCUUCCAGCAAUCUUGUCUAUAGAGAAAGCAAUUGAUGCUAAGAGUUUCCAUCCUGACACAGAAAGAUGUUUGAGAAAGGGUGAUGUUGAUCUCUGUUUUAAGUCAGGUCAGUGCGACAAAAUCAUUGAGGGUGAAGUCCAUGUGGGUGGCCAGGAACACUUUUACUUGGAGCCUCAAAGCAGUUUAAUUUGGACAAUAGACAGUGGCAAUGAAGUUCAUAUGAUUUCAUCCACCCAAGCCCCUCAAAAGCAUCAGAAAUAUGUUUCUCAUGUUCUUGGUCUUCCAAUGUCCAAAGUAGUCUGUAAAACUAAACGAAUUGGGGGCGGCUUUGGUGGCAAGGAGACAAGAUCAGCUUUUAUUGCGGCGGCGGCUUCUGUACCCUCUUACCUGUUGAAUCGUCCUGUAAAAAUCACAUUAGAUAGAGACAUAGACAUGAUGAUUACUGGACAGCGUCAUAGUUUCCUUGGAAAGUACAAGGUUGGGUUUACAAAUGAGGGAAGGUUACUCGCGCUGGAUCUUCAAAUCUACAACAAUGCUGGAAAUUCAUUAGAUCUGUCUCUUGCUAUACUUGAACGUGCUAUGUUUCACUCGGAUAAUGUCUAUGAGAUACCAAAUAUGAGGGUUAUGGGAAGAGUUUGCUUUACUAAUUUUCCAAGUCACACUGCCUUCCGAGGAUUUGGAGGUCCUCAAGGAAUGCUUAUAGCUGAGAACUGGAUUCACAGGAUAGCUGUUGAACUUCAUAAAAACCCAGAAGAGAUAAGGGAAAUAAAUUUUCAGACUGAAGGGGCAAUUUUACAUUAUGGCCAGCAACUUCAACACUUUACACUACCCCCACUUUGGAAUGAACUGAAGCUAUCAUGCAACUUUGUGGAGGCUCGCAAAGGAGCUGAAAAGUUCAACCUUCAGAAUCGGUGGAAGAAGCGUGGAGUUGCCAUGGUUCCAACAAAGUUUGGCAUAUCCUUUACCGCAAAGUUCAUGAAUCAGGCAGGUGCACUUGUUCAUGUUUAUACAGAUGGAACUGUUUUAGUUACACAUGGAGGAGUGGAGAUGGGGCAAGGCCUACAUACUAAAGUUGCUCAGAUUGCUGCUUCAGCUUUCAAUAUCCCUCUCUCUUCUGUAUUUAUAUCAGAGACGAGUACUGAUAAGGUUCCUAAUGCCUCUCCCACAGCAGCUUCUGCGAGUUCUGAUAUGUAUGGAGCUGCAGUUUUGGAUGCAUGUGAACAGAUAAUAGCAAGGAUGAAGCCUAUUUCUUCAACGCAUAAUUAUACAUCUUUCGCAGAGCUGGCAACUGCAUGCUACGUGGAGAGAAUAGACCUUUCUGCCCACGGAUUUUACAUUACUCCAGAUAUUGGAUUUGAUUGGAAAGAGGGUAAAGGAAUUCCAUUUAGAUACUUCACCUACGGGGGUGCAUUUGCGGAGGUUGAAAUUGACACAUUGACGGGAGAUUUCCACACUAGGACGGCAAAUAUUAUCUUGGAUCUUGGAUAUUCUCUCAAUCCUGCCAUUGAUGUUGGACAGAUUGAAGGGGCAUUUAUACAAGGCUUGGGUUGGGUCGCUCUGGAGGAACUUAAGUGGGGGGAUGCAGCUCACAAGUGGAUCCCACCUGGUUGCCUGUAUACAUGUGGACCUGGAAGUUACAAAAUACCUUCCAUAAAUGAUGUCCCAUUCAAGUUCAAUGUUUCACUCCUGAAGGGUCAUCCAAACGUAAAGGCUAUUCAUUCAUCGAAAGCUGUGGGCGAGCCUCCAUUUUUCCUGGCUUCAGCAGUCUUCUUUGCCAUCAAGGAUGCUAUCAUGGCUGCAAGAGUAGAAACCGGACAUAAUGAGUGGUUCCCUCUUGAUAAUCCAGCAACACCUGAAAGAAUCCGCAUGGCUUGUUUAGAUGAAUUUAUCACGCCAUUUGUGGGCGCUGAUUUCCGCCCCAAACUUAGCUUUUGAUAUGCUGGUGGAACUCUAGCUCAUAACAAUAUUUGUAAUGGACAAUGCUUAAAUCAGCACAAUGAAGUUGAUGUAUUGGAGAAGUGUUGAGAUGGAAGUAACCAAAUUACUUCCAAAUGUCCUGACAUAAAUACUGCUUGGUUCUCUUUAAGAUUUCCAGUGCCACAGUACAUUCUGAAGAGAGUUGAUGCACAAGUUUCUCUUUUGAUAAUGUUUGUAGUAUGUAUCUUGGAAUC
Messenger RNA from Tripterygium wilfordii, 4629 nucleotides. Its product is annotated as xanthine dehydrogenase 1-like. The transcript is spliced from 14 exons. The coding region runs from base 296 to 4393 and encodes 1365 amino acids. Gene Ontology annotation, molecular function: oxidoreductase activity; 2 iron, 2 sulfur cluster binding; iron ion binding. The record is from RefSeq and is a predicted model, not a curated record. Lineage: Eukaryota; Viridiplantae; Streptophyta; Magnoliopsida; Celastrales; Celastraceae.